Branchiostoma belcheri (Belcher's lancelet) is the source of this 1439-nucleotide messenger RNA. RefSeq lists its product as uncharacterized. The record is from RefSeq and is a predicted model, not a curated record. Lineage: Eukaryota; Metazoa; Chordata; Leptocardii; Amphioxiformes; Branchiostomatidae. Gene Ontology annotation, molecular function: calcium ion binding. The transcript has 8 exons. The annotation marks the transcript as partial.
CAUGAGGACACUCGGUGUCAUCUUGCUUGGAUGUGCGCUUCUCCUUCCAGCUACUUGUUCAGGGAUAGGUGUCAGUGUCGCCCUGGGGAAGUCAGCGUAUCAAACCAGCACUGCUUGGACUGGGGCUGCAGGCCGUGCUGUAGACGGGAACACUGAUGGCGACUACCAGGCUGGUUCCUGUUCACACACUGCUACAGAGGCAUAUCCAAGCUGGUGGGUGGAUCUUGGUCAGUCGUAUAUGGUUAGCAGAGUAGCAAUCUUCAACCGGAUGGACUGUUGUUCGGAACGACUCAACCCCUUCAACAUCCACAUCGGAGAUUCCGACCAGGUCAGCAAGAACCCCAAGUGUGGCGGUGACCAUCACAUCGACGUGAACCAGUCGUCCAUUUCCGUCUCCUGUCAGGGGAUGAGGGGGCGGUACGUGGGCGUCCGUCUCCCCGGCCCCUCCCGAAUACUGACCCUGUGUGAAGUCCAGGUUUCUUUGGGUAUUCGCCGCCCAAACAUCGCCUUAGGGAAACCAACGCAACAAUCAAGCGUCUCACACGACGGCGUCUCUGGUCGGGCGGUGGACGGCGACCGAAAUGGAGCCUGGCGCGGUGAAUCCUGUACCCACACCCGGCAGACUGACAACCCGUGGUGGCGUGUCAACCUGGGCAGCUCUCGCAGCGUCGGCGACGUCGUCAUCUUCAACCGACAGGACUGCUGUCAGGAAAGGCUGAGUCCCUUCCGGCUUCACGUCGGAGAUUCUCCUCACGUGGGCUCCAACCCAACCUGCGGCGGGGACCACGUGGUGCCGGCGGGACAAACAGCCAUCACCGUGGACUGCCACGGGCGUACGGGCCGAUAUGUGGGCAUCCUUCUACCGACAAAGCAGUCUCUCACACUUUGUGAGGUCGAGGUGUAUGAAGAUAUCGAUGUUCAGGUAGAACGGCUCGGGUGCUGGGCAGACACCGCUGACAGGGCCAUCCCUACUGUCGAGGGAUCGGACCCGAGGUUGGACGGACCGUACCAGUCACGUGAACAGGCCAUCCAGAAAUGCCAGGCCGUGGCGCAGAGUCGCAACUUCUCUGUGUUUGCUCUUCAGAAUGGAGGUUGGUGCGCGGCAUCUGCAGAUGCGGAAAACACCUAUGAGAUGUACGGACCAUCGGGAGCUUGUAAAGACGAUGGCGAAGGCGGUCCUUGGGCAAACGAGGUUUACAGGAUAACUCAACGCUGUCCAAGCGGGGCCUACAGUGAGGCCACAGGGACGUGUGCCGCGGACGGAAUCAUGCCGGAAGACGACGCGGCCAGCUCUUUUUUCGGCACUAUGGGAAGUGAUAUCGACGAGUGUGAGACCAACAAUGGCGGCUGUGCUCAGAUUUGCACCAACACCAUCGGCAGUUUCCAGUGCUCCUGUCGGGACGGCUUCGGCCUCAACACGGACGGAUUCACCUGUGACC